AUGGCGAGUGCUCAUGAAUGUAGUGCUCAGAUGGUUGAUAAGGUCCAAGGCUGGAAACAGCCCUCUUGGUGCUGCUUGUGUGCUCGUUCGGUGCGGACCUGGUACCUCUUUUGGGAAGCGGCAGCAGAGGAGGCUCCGGCGCUCGCCGUGGCCCAUGAAAAGUCCAAGGAAGGAGUCAAGACUGAGAACAACGAUCGUAUUAAUUUGAAGGUGACGGGGCAGGAUGGUUCUGUGGUGCAGUUGAAGAUUAAGAGGCAUACACCACUUAGUAAACUAAUGAAGGCCUAUUGCAGCCAAUCAAUGAAACAGACACACCUGCAGCUGGAAAUGGAGGCUGAAGAUACAAUUGAUGUGCUCCAGCAGCAGACAGGAGGUGUCUACUAA
Molecule: messenger RNA, 384 nt
Organism: Globicephala melas (long-finned pilot whale)
Lineage: Eukaryota; Metazoa; Chordata; Mammalia; Artiodactyla; Delphinidae
Source: RefSeq, a predicted model, not a curated record